AUGCUAUACGAUCAGAUGUUGCUUCACGUUAAUUCAGAACUGGUGAUGGAUAGGCCAAUUUGUAUCAACUUGGUAUACUUGACCCAGAUACUUGAUCAGAAACUUGACCAGAAACUCAAGAAAAGAGCAAUGUCUCCGUUCUCUCAGCUCCAAGCCACUCUCGGCUACGGCGGAGGCAUCGACAGAAACUCCUCCCCAAUCUUGAACUACAUCGACGAGUUCGACCACCACUUCCCUCGUCACCACCGCUUCCGGAGCCGCGACAUCCCAGACGCAGGCGUGAACGACAGCACCGUUGAGGCCCACGACAACCACACCCUAGACAAGACCUCCCGCCCCGGCCCCGGUUCCGAGAGACAACAGCAACGACAACAAGCAACAGCAACAGCAGCAGCACACUCAAUACCAACCCAUCACCACCUCCUCGCCAACCUACCCACCGCCACCACCGCCACCAUCAAUCCAGCCAAUGCAGCCAACCCCCCCAGCGCAAAGCCAUCCUCCUCACCACCACCGCUGCCGCGGCACCGGCUCCUACAGCAUUCCAGUCCCAGUCCCAACCGCAACCUCAACCACAACACCAGCUCGUCGGCCAGCAGUGGCCACCGCGUCCUGCUUUCGGGGCGGUUCGGAGGGGAGUUCACCCGGACAUUUGCCUUCCCGAGCUCCGUUGUCGAGGAGGGCGUGCAGGCUAGGAUGGAAAAUGGGGUGUUGAGUUUGGUGAUUCCGAAGAGGCAGAUGGGGGGAGAGAGAGGAAAGAGGAAUAUGGGGAGGAAGGUGCCGAUUCUGAGAGGGAGGUGGUGGAGAGAUGGACGUCAGGGUGAGGGUGAGGGUGAGGGUGAGGGUGAGGGUAAGGGCGAGGGCGAGGAGGGGAAGGGGGGGAGGCAGGCUAUUGGAAGAGGGGAGAAUGGGAACGUGCCUGUGCUUGUUUGA
This is a messenger RNA of Drepanopeziza brunnea f. sp. 'multigermtubi' MB_m1, 933 nucleotides long. The record is from RefSeq and is a predicted model, not a curated record. NCBI's taxonomy places the organism in Eukaryota, Fungi, Ascomycota, Leotiomycetes, Helotiales, Drepanopezizaceae.